Molecule: messenger RNA, 5143 nt
Organism: Haliotis rufescens (red abalone)
Lineage: Eukaryota; Metazoa; Mollusca; Gastropoda; Lepetellida; Haliotidae
Product: 5'-AMP-activated protein kinase catalytic subunit alpha-2-like
Exons: 16
Coding region: 37-1590 (517 amino acids)
Biological process (GO): intracellular signal transduction; protein phosphorylation
Cellular component (GO): cytoplasm
Molecular function (GO): protein serine/threonine kinase activity; ATP binding
Source: RefSeq, a predicted model, not a curated record
ACUGUAUGACGUCAUGUUUAUGACAAGCUCUCCAACAUGGCGGAGAAGGGUCCACAAGUGAAGAUUGGGCAUUAUAUAUUAGGUGAAACACUUGGUGUUGGCACCUUUGGCAAAGUAAAAAUUGCCACACAUCACCUAACAGGUCACAAGGUAGCUGUGAAGAUUUUAAACAGGCAGAAAAUUAAAAGUCUCGAUGUUGUCGGGAAAAUCAGGAGAGAGAUUCAGAAUCUCAAACUCUUCAGACAUCCUCAUAUCAUCAAACUAUACCAGGUGAUGAGCACCCCAACAGACAUCUUCAUGGUCAUGGAAUAUGUGGCUGGCGGUGAACUCUUUGAUUACAUCGUCAAGCAUGGCAGGCUGAAGGAUGUGGAGGCAAGGAGGUUCUUCCAGCAGAUUAUUUCUGGGGUGGACUACUGUCAUCGACACAUGGUGGUGCACAGGGAUCUCAAACCUGAAAACUUGCUGCUAGAUCAGAACACUAACGUUAAAAUAGCUGACUUUGGUUUGUCUAACAUGAUGCAUGAUGGAGAAUUCCUGCGGACAAGUUGCGGCUCCCCGAAUUACGCUGCUCCUGAAGUUAUAUCAGGAAAGCUGUACGCGGGUCCGGAGGUGGAUAUCUGGAGCUGUGGUGUUAUCCUGUAUGCCUUGCUGUGUGGGACGUUACCGUUUGAUGAUGAACACGUCCCUACAUUAUUCAGGAAGAUCAAAUCUGGCCUAUUUGCCAUCCCUGAGUAUCUCAACAAGGAUGUUGUGUCGUUACUGUGCCAUAUGCUGCAAGUAGACCCUCUCAAGAGAGCAACAAUACAAGAUAUCAGGGAUCAUGAGUGGUUCAAGAAAGACCUGGCAGGGUACCUGUUUCCAUCUCCCAACGACCAGGACGCGUCUAUAGUGGACCUGGAUGUCAUCCGAGAAGUUUGUGAUAAAUUCAACGUAGAUGAGCUCGAUGUGCAGAGAGCCAUCCUGAGUGGGGAUCCCCAUGACCAACUGGCUAUAGCCUACAACCUCAUCAUAGACAACCAGAGGUUUGCUGAUGAAACUUCCAAGACAGAGUUGAAAGAAUUCUACCUUGCCUCCUCCCCGCCUCCAGAAUCAUUCCUGGCAUCUAGUCCUAUGAAACCUCACCCAGAGCGAAUGCCAGAAAUAAAGGAUGUGACACACACGUUAGAUCCUAUCAAAAGUCCCCCGUCAGGACAGAGGCCUGUUCAGCCUGCACCAAAGAAAGCCAAGUGGCAUCUGGGUAUUCGAUCACAAAGCAAGCCACAAGAUAUUAUGCAUGAAGUCUUUAGAGCUAUGAAGUCAUUGAAUUUUGAAUGGAAAAUAGUCAACAAUUAUCAUGUCCGAGUUAGAAAGAAGAAUGAAAUCUCUGGAAAGUUUACCAAGAUGAGUCUCCAGCUGUAUCAGGUUGACCAGAAGAGCUUUCUGCUGGACUUCAAGAGUCUUUCUACCGUACAGACAAUGGAUGCCAUUGAAGCUCUGGAACAGAUAACAGACGAGAGGAUGGAUGUGGAUGAGGAGGGAGAUGGACAGUGUCACCAGACCCUAGAGUUUUUCGAGAUGUGUGCCAAUCUCAUCACAGCACUUGCUCGAUGAGUCACAGACUAAUCACUUCACGGGAUUGUAUACACCGCGUUCCUUCAUCAUCCAUGAAUACAUAUGGCUGCUAUGAGGUGUACUUGCUAUAUUUAACCAACUAAUCAAGCAAUGGCCAGAUUCCAGCCACAAGGAAGCCAGCCUGUGUGUAGACAAAUACAACCAAAACAGUAUUGUUUCUUGUUUGACAAGUGCCAUAGAGGUGUGGCAUCUGCUCUACGUGUUGCUUUAAUAAGCAGCCUCAUUUCGUUAGUUUUCCAACGAUAGACAUAUCACCACUCCACUGCAUAGCGUCUAUAUGUAUUCCUGGUUGACGGAGGGACUUUGUGUCUAUGUCUGAUUGACGAUGCAGAACAAUUGGCAUGGUGCACUGGGAAUGGAUAAGCUCAGGCUGUGAGUUGCUCAGUAGGUGUUGAAAUGAAGAAUGGUCAGAUACAUGUGUACAGAAUUGAUGGUUAUACUCAGAAAUGUUCUCGCACAAAUAAUAUGAUUAUGUUCAACAUAUGACUGUAUGUAUGCUUGUAUAAUAUUCGCAUCAUAGUAGGCCGAUUGGGACGAGAGUGUGAGAAGGAAACAAAUGAAAACAGAGUUGCUAGUUUGUCAGAAAGAUGAGGUGUUGACUGUAUAGUAUUGACAAGUUGUGUACUCAGUUGUAUGAAAAUCACAAAGCAUAAUCAGAAAUGAUCAUUAUUCUCAUAAAGAGCAUGAUGCAUUUUACAAAUACUGAAUAUACCUGAAGCAGGGAUUCAACUGGGUCUAUCUAGUUUCAAGGCCAGGGACUCGAGGUAAUUUCUUUUGGGGGUCCCAUUUUACUGAUGCAGUGAUGACAUAUUAUUGCACAUGCUAAGAAGUCUUAAGCAUAUUUAUAGAUGGGGAUUUCCCUAUUAGAUUCAUGGAAAUCAGCUACUGACACUCUGAACUUGUGUGUAUUUCAGACAAGAAUAGAAAUAUCAGUUGCAGCAUGCAAUCCACAAUAUUAAUUAGACUUAAUGGUUCAAACAGCCAUAUUUUUGGUUUCCAGGAGGACAUGGAAUGUUAAUUAUUUGCAUCUAUUCUCAAUUUUGCAUCUGAUAAAACCCUGUCUGAAGACAACCAUUGUUUGUUGUAGAUUUGUUUUGAGAUAUUUAUCGUGUUUUUGAAAAUUUGAAGUCUGCAUAAGAUGAUGAAAAACUCCAUUGAAGUAGGACUCUUGAUUGAGGAUGACGAACGAGGGAGUUGACUGAAUGUUUGUUAUCUUGAACACAACUUUACAAAAUGUUUGCUUGUACAUUUCACAUUUGAACAUUUUCCUGAAAUAAGCUCCAAAGUUUGUUUUGAACAGAAAAAAAUUACAAUACUGAUCUGGCUGAUUGUGUUCAUAUUGUAGUGCAAUGUUUGCUGCAGAAGAAGUUGUAAUUUGUUAUCAUCCUGAAAAUAUGUACAGAUUUAAUGUAGGUACUUAAAAUGAUCUCACUGUCUUUGAACAGGCAGCGAAACCGCUGUUGUUAAAAUGUAGUGCCUUUUUGUACAUGGUCAUCUGAAAGUGAUUUUUGUGUCACUUAAAAAAGUAGGUAAGCUCUGUGUCUGAAGCAGCUUGUUAGGCAUUUGUCAUAGUUGAGUCUUCCUUCAACUGUAUAUAUUCAGGAGAGAUCUUAAACCUCCUUUUUUGUGUUGAAGUGACAGGUCAGAUGUUGAGGGGUUUUCAUUGGGUAUAAAGAAUUUGUUACUAACCAUUAUAACUUAUAAAAAAAUAUUGAAGGUAACAUUACAUACACAACUGUAUUAAUACCAGAAAGUUGUGUAUAUGUAUGCAUGUUUCAUUGGACAGAUAUCUGCAAUUUCGCUUCUGCUAUUUAUGCAACAUAAGCCAAUGCUAUUCUUUAAUACAUGCCUAUUGUUUUAUUUAUGAAGAAUAUAUUUUGUUCAGUAUAACCAUGUUUGUUUCUGAUGUUUUGUUACUGCAUAUUAAAAUGCUGCUGCAAAGAUGAAAGUUUUUUAAUUUCUUUAUGUCUUCAAGAACAGAACAACACAUCGGAAAUGCUUAUAUAAGCUUUGAGAAAACUAAGUGUGCCUGAUUCCUUUUGUUAUAACUAGACCAAAAGGCAGGAGACACAACUUGAAAACAUCAUCUGAGUUGGUUUCAGACUGAUUCCCUAAACUGAACAUGCUAAAAGUGUUGAAACAAAAUAUUGGACAAGAUAUGUUUUUUAAAGCAUAUUUUCAACUGUAUUUGUCAUUUUCAAUUUGUUUCUGUUUGGGAUUGUACAAAAUGUUGGAUAGACUUGUCUGUAAGGAGAAAAACCCAUUGAUCUGGUUGUAUGGUCGACAUAGACUUGUAGACAUUGCCAGUCCCUGCAAGUUUGGAUUCAAGUCGUUCAAACAUUUUGGUUGUUUGUCAAUUCAAGUUUGGAUAUGUAUUUGAAUCAGAAAGUUGAGUUUUGACAGUAAUUACACAGCAACCAUGUCUCAAUUUCAAACUUCCAAUGUCUAUCGGGUAUAGUCCCCCUCUAAAACAUGUUGAAGUCAUAUCGGCCAUGUGUGAUAAAAAUAUCACUGGCAAUAUUAGUUAUAUCUGAAAAAAUUGAAAUAAGAGUACCGGUAGGUCAUUUUAUGGCAAGUCAGAACAUCUUAAUCAGUAUAAGAUGUGAGGUGGAAAUGUUCUACAUCCUAGGGUGUACAUGUGUGAAGGUGAACAGGGCUGUGAUUGGAACUUUCAUAAAUGGCAUCCAUGUAUCAUGUUGUUUGUAUGAUAAUGUUUUUAUAUGGAAUAUAGUCAAUGUGUCAUCUGCCAAUUCGUAAAUCCAAUAUCCCUGAUAUGCUUUUGUUAAAUAGGAAUUCUUUUCACGCUGGAGUCAUCAUGUGCAGGUUUGAUGUGAAAUAUAUAGAUAUAUGAUCAGACCUGUCAAUUUGCAUUCACAAAAGAAGAAUGUGAUCUCCCUGCAAAGUUAGUGCCUUUUCAUGUAUUUUUAAAGGGUGAGUUGAAGAUUGAGUUCAAGCAUAAUCUCAGAGUAAACAAAUAUGUGACAUUGAUUAUCUUAUGAGACCUUUUUGCUAAAGUGAAUUAAUUUCCAGUUUUAGCAUGGAGUGUAAUAUGUACCUCUUCAUGACUUCAGUUUGCCCAAAUGUGUGGUUCGGGCCAUGAAGGUAGCAAAUAAUUGUGAUCAAAUUGUUAGGAAUGAAUUCUGCAUAAAUACGGUAGUGUUCAUUGUUGUUAGACAUCCUUAAACUUUCUUUUGCAUAUUUAUAAAGUUAAUAUAAUUUAUCAUAAAGAAGCAAGAUAAGUUUACUGUUUUUGUUAACUUGUCCUUUUUCUGCCGUUAUGUUUAGUAUAUCAUUUGGGUCAUAGUUUGCCUGUUAUCUGUUGAUGCAAAUCUGUUAUUGACAGUCACUGCUGUGGGAAUCAUCAUGUUCCUAGUUGGAAGAGCUCAUUCUUUCAGGACUUGCUGGGUUCUAUAUUUGUAUUUGAUACACUGGUUAUAAUAUUGUAAAUGCUUUCUUGUGUGGAAUCACUGGAAUGUAUAAAUGCUUUGAUAUCAAGUGCUAGAUAGGAUAACCAAAUAAAGUCUGAAGUUGA